CCUGACUGAAACCGUAAGACAGUUCCGGCUGUUUGAGGGCAAAGUUCCUUGGGAUUUAUCAAGGCGAGCCAUCAAGAAAAUGAGUUCGUCCCCUGAAGCAUUCCAUGUUUUGAGAACGGCCAUGAUCACCUCGCAUGCAGUGAUUUGUGUUUGCCAGUACCUGCUGGGGAUUGGGGACAGGCACUUGUCCAAUUUUAUGGUCAAUCUCAAGACUGGACACUUGGUUGGGAUUGAUUUUGGCCAUGCUUUUGGCACAGCAACACAG
Messenger RNA from Candidula unifasciata, 265 nucleotides. The record is from the annotation of a GenBank genome assembly. NCBI's taxonomy places the organism in Eukaryota, Metazoa, Mollusca, Gastropoda, Stylommatophora, Geomitridae.